GGGCCCGCGCGCGCCGCCGCCUUCCUGGCCGUGCUGGUGGACAGCGCACCGCGGGCGGCCGAGCGGCGCAGCGUGGUCCGCGGCACGUGGCUGGCGGCGGCGCGGCGCGGCGGCCCGGGCGACGUGUGGGCGCGCUUCGCCGUGGGCACUGACGGCCUGGGCGCCGAGGAGCGGCGCGCCCUGGAGCGCGAGCAGGCACGGCACGGCGACCUGCUGCUGCUGCCCGCGCUGCGCGAUGCCUACGAGAACCUUACGGCCAAGGUGCUGGCCAUGCUGGCCUGGCUGGACGAGCACGUGGCCUUCGAGUUCGUGCUCAAGGCGGACGACGACUCGUUCGCACGGCUGGACGCGCUGGUGGCCGAGCUGCGUGCCCGCGACCCCGCGCACCGCCGCCGCCUCUACUGGGGCUUUUUCUCGGGCCGCGGGCGCGUCAAGCCCGGGGGCCGCUGGCGCGAGGCCGCCUGGCAGCUGUGCGACUACUACUUGCCCUACGCGCUGGGGGGCGGCUACGUGCUUUCGGCCGACCUGGUGCACUACCUGCGCAUCAGCCGCGAGUAUCUGCGCGCGUGGCACAGCGAGGACGUGUCGCUGGGCGCCUGGCUCGCACCAGUGGACGUGCAGCGCGAGCACGACCCGCGCUUCGACACCGAGUACAAGUCCCGCGGCUGCAGCAACCAGUACCUGGUGACGCACAAGCAGAGCCUGCAGGACAUGCUGGAGAAGCACCAGACGCUGACGCGCGAGGGCCGCCUGUGCAAGCAGGAGGUGCAGCUGCGUCUCUCCUACGUCUACGACUGGUCCGCGCCGCCCUCUCAGUGCUGCCAGAGGAAGGAGGGCAUCCCUUGAGCGCAGCCCCCUCACCCGGGGCUCCGAGGGCACCGCAGCUGCUCUGCGCACCGCACGUCGGCGCUGGAGGAGAGGCCAGGACAGACGCCUCGGGAGGUGGCCGCUGCAGUGAGAGUCACUUGGGGGCCUGUGGGGCGCCAGCUGAGGUAGCCUCCUACUGGCGUUCCACUGGCAAAGCCGACAGGUUCCAGGUAGUUAUCUGGGAUGAAUCCAGCCCUGGAAGGGAUCUGGUUUGUCCAGUGACUGGUGGAGCUUUUGGGCAGAUGCCAAGUGGCAGUGGCCAAAUCCUGGGUCCCAGCUCCAGUCUGGGUCCAGAGCUGUGCACCUCAGUGGCCAUACAUGUGGGCUCACUCAAGAGCAUCUUCUUUUGAGCCUGGGAGACCCCUGGGGCUUGCCAUGGCAAUGCAUCAUGGCCAGGUAGAAAUGUCCUGUCUGGAUUUCAGCCUUCGUUUGCCUGUACUGGCAACAUGCCCAGCUUUGGGGUGAUGGCAGGCAGAGCCUCCCAAGUCUGCAGGGGCUUGCAGCCACCCCGGCCUGUCCACUUGCUGUCCUGUUCCAAGGUGGGGGCAAGGAGCAAGAGGCUGGAGCUCACAGACACUUGUAGAAUCGGACCCAAAAGAAUCCUGACUUCAUCUGGGGUGGGGACUGUGUCACAUCCCACGUCUGCCGUGCUGACCGUCCACUUGGGAAGUCUCCCUGCGCCGAGAGCUGUGGCUGCUGUAAACUGACCUGCAGGCCCUGGCGUGCCGCAGGCCAUCUGUCUUGCAAUCCAACGGCUUUUCUCAAAAUUACUGUUCCUUUGUUUAGUUAGGUUCCAUUUUUUCGCGUCUCAGGUGGGCGUCAUUUGUCAUGUGUCAAGUCUAAGACUUAACUGUGUUUUAUGUUAACUACUUGUAGGCAUUUUGGUCUGUGUGUGGCCCUAGAGUGAAUUUGUGGUAAAUGUAAUUCAGCAGUUGCCUGUGAUUUAUUUAUAAUUGUUGUAAAUUUGUGGGACUGUG
Molecule: messenger RNA, 1844 nt
Organism: Equus quagga
Lineage: Eukaryota; Metazoa; Chordata; Mammalia; Perissodactyla; Equidae
Gene: B3GALT6
Product: beta-1,3-galactosyltransferase 6
Exons: 1
Biological process (GO): glycosaminoglycan biosynthetic process
Cellular component (GO): membrane
Molecular function (GO): UDP-galactosyltransferase activity
Source: RefSeq, a predicted model, not a curated record